AGGGUUUUCUUCAGUUUUGUGACCAUAAAACAACAGUUGGUGCGGUUACGCGGUGCGCUAGCGAGAGUUGUGUUUGACAAAUAACAGGUUGUUCGAAGACACCGAUUUCGCUACGUUUUGUUUAAUUUAUGUGUUAUUUUUCUGUUUAAUCCGUCUAUUUAGUAGUUACUUUAGUGUACUUACUUAAGUGGAUGUUAGAUGAAAUCUCGGUAAGGAACCAACAGCAGAAGGCUGACAAAACAACCGACAUAAAGCAGGCUUGGUGGCUUCUAUUGAAUCAGCAUGUGACCCAAAUCGGAAAUUUCUCUUCUUUAUAAAUAACUGGAAAGACUCUCUAAUGUCUUAAAUGCAUCGCCAAAAGUGAAGAAACUUCCUGAGAUUGGUGAAUGGAGGAAUAUCCUGGCAGAUGUUGACAUUUUGUCAUGGUUCAAUUCAACCUGUAUCUCCUGAAUGAUCAGGUGCCUAAAGCUCUCGCUGCACAUUCAGCAAGUGAAUAAAUAGUACUACGAUACUUUGUAUCUGUUAUAAAAGUAAUAAAGUGCAGGAAUGUUAUGUUAGAAUGUGAAAAAUGUCCACCCAAAGGUUUUUCUAUACAUCUGAUAGUUGUCAACUGCAGAUUUGGAGCUAAAGAUGACUGUGGAAGAGCAGAGUCCGUGUUACAGAUGGAAGUAGGACAAUGAAGCACAAUGGCUCAUGCUGAGAAUCAUAGAUAUAUUGUGCAGGUGUUUGUGGGUGCACUGUCUGCUCAGUAUGAGGCUCUCUCAGUUGAGGCCUCCAAACAAACCAGUUCUGAGGAGAUUGUGUGCUGCAUUGCCGAUAAACUCAACUUGAAUGAUGGAUCUGCAGGACCUUAUGAACUGGCAGAGGUGGUGGGAGACAUGGUCAGCGGCGAGUGUAAAGAAAGGCGGUUGGGGCCCAACGAAUCACCCGUCGCUGUCAUGCUACUCUGGCCGAACAACAACUCUGGCCAGUAUUACAGGUUCUAUUUGCGCGAGAAAAUACCAGAUGAACCCUGGAUGGAGAACUUUUCGGUGGAUCCGCAGCUGAUAAAGGAUUACUUCCAGCGGUUCCUCUAUCAACCAAAGGACCGGGAGUAUCCAGAUCUGUGCCAGCUACCAGAACUCAACGAGCAAACGCUGCUUGAUAAUCUCCGCGCAAGAUUCGGGGCCGGAUACAUCUACACAUAUGUCGGCUCUAUUUUAAUAGCCCUCAAUCCGUUCAAGUUCUAUCCAAUCUACAAUCCAAAGUAUGUGAAAUUGUAUCAGAACAAGAGAAUAGGCUCAAGUUUGCCUCCGCAUAUUUUCGCCGUCGCAGACGCCGCUUACCAUUGCAUGUUGAGGGAAAGAACUAAUCAAUGCAUUGUGAUCAGUGGAGAAAGUGGAUCUGGGAAGACUGAAAGCACGAAUUUUCUUCUUCACCACCUCACAGCGCUGAGUCAGAAAGGAUCGCACGGCAGCGGCGUAGAACAAACAAUAUUGAGCGCUGGGCCUGUUCUGGAAGCCUUUGGGAAUGCGAAAACUGCUCACAACAACAAUUCAAGUCGAUUUGGGAAGUUCAUACAAGUGAACUACAAGGAAAAUGGCAUGGUACACGGUGCGGUUGUACAAAAAUACUUACUGGAAAAAUCGCGAAUUUGUAGUCAGGGCCGUAACGAGAGGAACUAUCAUGUGUUUUAUUAUUUGUUGGCCGGUGCUUCGGAGCAGGAAAAGGCUCAGUUGCAUUUGUUGACUGUGGACAAAUAUAAUUAUUUAUCAAGGACUGGGUGUAGUGUAGUGCCAGGUGUGGAUGAGCAGUAUGAAUUCUCAAGACUUAAGCAGUCAAUGGAGAUGGUGGGAUUCACCAUGGACAAGCAACGGAGACUGUUUGCUGUUCUGUCUGCUGUGCUACUUUUAGGCAAUGUGGAGUUUCAGCCACAGCGAAAAUCAUACCAUCACGAUGAAGCGGUAGGGGUUAAAAACCCUGAAGUGGUUUCACUAAUAUCCUCGCUGUUACGAGUGAAGCAGGAGACACUGCUGGCUGCACUCACUUCUAAGAGAGCACGAGCUUCCGGCGAAACGCUUGUUAUUAAUUACAGAUUGCCGGAGGCCAUAGCGACGCGCGACGCGAUGGCUAAGUGCCUGUACGGCGCGCUGUUCGACUGGAUCGUGAUGCAGGUGAACCACGCACUGCUCUCCAAGAAGGAUACUUUGAGAGAACAUCAGGGGCAUAGUAUAGGUGUCCUCGACAUAUUCGGCUUCGAAGAUUUCGGUCCGAACAACAGCUUCGAGCAGUUAUGCAUAAACUAUGCGAAUGAACACCUGCAAUACUAUUUCAACCAACACGUUUUCAAGUAUGAGCAAGAAGAGUACAGACGCGAAGGCAUUCGGUGGACAGAUAUUGGCUUCUCGGACAAUACUGGGUGCUUGCAACUCAUUGAGGGGAAGCCUGGUGGACUGUUAUGUGUGUUGGAUGAUCAGUGCAAUUUCCCAUGGGCAACAAACGAGACGCUACUACAGAAAUUCAACUCCGUACACGAAGAUAACCCGUUCUACGAAAAGCCGCAACGACGGGAACCAGCUUUCGUCGUUCGGCACUACGCUGGCAGAGUUAAAUAUCAGGUGACAAUGAUGCGUGAGAAGAACCUAGACUUGAUGCGGCAGGACAUCGUCAGCGUGUUGAAGAAUUCGUCACUGGCGUUCGUCAGGGAGCUUGUGGGUGUCGACCCCGUUGCUGUAUUCCGGUGGGCCAUUGUGCGGGCCUUUUUCAGAGGUUAUUUCGCGUUCAUGGAAGCAGGACGCCGGCACCGCGUGAAUCGCGUCGACGGAGCCUCAAGGAUCCCUCGUGCUUCCAUACACUGUCCCAAUGACAGUAUUAUCAGAUCUCCGCAUAGAGCCCCGUGCAAGGCUGUGACUCCGCGGGGCGAUAGUAAGCAACGGCCAGAAACUGGGGGGCCUCGCGUGGGUGGGAAAGGGGGGAAGCAUUACAGGAUUGCGGAGACGCGCGUGCGGCGAGUCGAUCGCGAGCGCGACGAGCGCAACUUCGAUGAUACGGACGUGAUGCAGCGCGCCAGCCAGAUCGUCAUGAAGAACAAGUCAUUCAGACCUCGAGAACGGGCGAAGAAAGGGUUAAAGAAUCUUCAGACGGUCAAAACGUUGGCUGGUAGGACUGCUGCGCCGACUGGCAAACGGAAACAACCCUUGACUGUCGCUGCGCAAUUUCAGCAUUCCUUGGCUGCGCUUAUGGAGACUUUAAAUCAAGCAAAUCCAUUCUUUAUCAGAUGCAUAAAGUCGAACAGCGAAAAAGUACCCAACGUGUUUGACGAAGAAACCGUGCAACGUCAACUCCGAUACACGGGCAUGCUCGAGACCGUCCGUAUACGACAGGCAGGAUACAACGUUCGACUGACAUACGAUGAGUUCAUACAGUUGUAUAGAAUACUUUUGCCGAAAGGACUGUUGAGUUCGCAAACUGACGUACGGCAUUUCCUCGCGACUUUGAAUUUGGAUCGAGAUAACUAUCAAUUAGGUGCUACAAAAAUCUUCAUGCGCGAAAGCGAGCAAACGAAACUGGAGUAUAGAUUACACCAGCAGAUUAUGGCCUCCAUCAUCACAAUCCAGCGCUGGUUCAGAGCCGUGCUCGAGCGACGCCGCUUUCUUGCACUUAGACGCGCCUCGGUCAUCAUACAGGGCUAUUGCAGAAACUGGCUUGCUGCGCGACAAGAAGCAGCUACAAAACUGCAAGCUUGGUUCCGUGGCAGUCGCACGCGGCGAUGGUACAUUCGACUACGCGACGCAGUUACUACAUUCCAAGCCGCUGCAAAAGGUUAUCUGCUUAGGAAAACUCUACCUGAGUUGAGAAGGCGACUGCCGCUUUCGAAGACGCGAACUGAGCAUGACGGCAAGACGGGCGACUGCGACGCUUUCAAGGCGCAUGCGACGAGUUCGAUGCUAGGUAGCAUCGAACAGUUGCAGAACAUAUUUGAUAUACAACUGAAUAUGUUAAUCCAAGACGAGGCGGAAAAAACGCGACAGUUACGAGCAACGCAGUCCCUACCCAUCGCCAGUUUGGAAAAGAAACGCGAGAACAUAAUAUUGGAAAGCUCCACUCAGUCUUACGGCAAGAGGAGAGUAACGAAGACACAGAACAUUACCGAAUUGCCUUUAAAACAAUCUACUGCCAAUCUAAUCCACCAAGAAGUGAACGAAACGUCACCCGACGACACCUGGAGCAACUCAGUCAAGUACUCACAGUCGGGAGUGGCGGUGCCAAACAAGAUCACCACAGACGACCUGGCCAAUGAACUUCUAUGGUUACGUUUGGACCAGAAUUACCUCAUGGCCGAGAAGAACAAGAUUCGUGAGGAAAAGGAACGAGAGUUAGCAGAAUCAAUAGCGAGUAGUAGCGAGGAGUAUCUGCGCCAGGUUGGCGACUGGAAUCCUUCAGACAGCGUCGACAAUCGGAAUAAUUCCAGUAGCAGACGCGGCUCCCCAGCGGUGUACCAGCGCAGCCUGUCCAGCACGACGCUGGAGCCCACGCGGCCGGCCGGCCUGCACAGCCUGCCGCCCGUGCGCCGCGACCCGCGCCACCACGCGCCCACACACCCCUCACCCGCCGCUCUGGCCGUCGAACCUGCGCCAGCUUGCCUAGCAGCACAGCGCACAGUAGAAGCGCCCCCCUCGGCUCCCCCGGCACCGCCCGCGCGCUCGCUGCGACGCUCCCCCCGACGGCUGCAGCGGCCAGAGCGGGCCGAUGCACCUGCGCACAUCGUCGACCAGCAUGACAUUAAACGAGUGACCUCAGAGUUAAUGGCGCCACUGGAAGUUGUGGCCCCGCUGGCGCGGCCCGCGGUGGCGGGUGUGAGCGCUGAGGCGCUGCGGCGCCGCAACUCCGACCCCGCCCCCGCGCCCUGCAUGCCCGCGCCGCGCGCGCCCGACCCGCGCUCCACAGAUUACAUCGGACAGACCACCAACGGGCUCUUUCGGAUCGCUGGGCACAGGUUUCGCAAAGGCACUCGUUUCGCAAAGGGCGACAAAUGCAUUUAUUGCCACCAAGCGAUCGACGCGUUUGUCACACAGGGCCAGCGUUGCAUCGACUGCAAACAACUCUACCACACGAAAUGCAUACAAAAUAAAGGCGUAAUUACAAUGCCUUGUUCGAGUCCCUUCGAGCCAGUCACGUUAAGAGGCAGGCACAAAAAACGAAUCAUAUUAAAAGAUUCUACGCUAAACCUCAUCCCGGACCAUUCCAAGAGUUCAGUGACGUCGAACUUCAGUCUCACAGGGACGUCCGAGUUUAUGGACAGGACGGACAAGAUAAUAUCAGACGCUACCGAGUUGCAGGCCAUGCAGAAUUUUAUAACAAACAAAAUUUAUCAAAUUGAAUCGACUGAGAACGAAAAGAAACAAUCCGAGGUGGACCGUGUGUUCAAGCACGCCUUACGCGAAUUCAAAGACAACUUAGUAGCGACAUACAGCGUGGUCGAAACAAGAGGGUCAGCCCUCAAAUACAAAGAUCUUAUCGGGAACUUUCUUCACGUCAUGGAGACAGUGUGUGCUAGGGAGGGCUCGACCCUCUCAAUUACUAUGGGAGUGAAUGCUUUUAGAGGGUUCAUGGACGAGUUUAUGAGUCAACAUGAAACAGAUAAAGCCAGGACAAAGAGGAAAAAGGAUAAGAAACGAAAAGUUGACGACCCAAUUCAAUUCAAAAAUCACACAUUCAUCCUGUCGAUGAUUAAUAUCCCGACCGAGUGCGAGGUCUGCAAGACCUUCUUCAUGUGGCCCAUCGAGCGCUCGCUCAUCUGUCAAUCCUGCAAGCUUGUAUCGCACAAGAAAUGUUAUACAAAGGUGGCAACUCAAUGCAGAAAGGACAGCUCGCGACCAGCAGCGGCUAUUGUAGGCGUAGUGGAUGCUGGAGGCCGAGAAGAGAUCGGCGUCGUUAACCGAGGACAAGUUUUCGGCGUUCCGCUAAGCGAGCUACCUACAGGAGACAGCAAUAUUCCUAUUGUGGUAGACCGUCUUAUAACUACGAUAGAAAUGACUGGGCUGUAUACAGAGGGAUUGUACAGGAAAAGUGGACUUAGUUCAAAGGUGCGUGAACUUCGGCGCCUACUAGACGAGCGACCGGAAGAAGGCGUGGAGCGCCUCGACUCGUACGCAGUGCACGUGAGAGCUUCCGUACUGAAAGGAUUUUUCCGCGAACUGCCCGAGCCACUGCUCACGUUUGACCUUUACGACGACUUCAUUCUGGCUGCGGAAAUCACGGAUCCACAGGAAAGAGUAUCGAGCAUAUUCACUAUUCUCAAGAAGCUGCCUAAGCCAAACUUCGAUCUAGUCGAAAGACUCAUAUUCCAUCUUGCCAGAGUCGCGCUCGGGGAAGACCACAACAGGAUGGGCCCGAAUGCAUUGGCGAUCGUGUUCGCGCCGUGCAUCCUGCGCACGCACAAAGUGCAGCCCGCACAGGAUUCGCUGCACGACAUCGCGCGACAGACCGCCUGUCUCGAGGCCAUCCUAGUCGACAAGAUGCGCACGGUGCGCGGCAUGCUGCAAGACAUUGCGACCUUGGAAAGCGCAUGUCACAGCGCCAGCAGCCGGCUGGUGUCCUUACGCUCAUCACAGGCGCCACAGCCCGAGGAGCAGACGUUGCAGAGUCAUCUGGUAGUCUUGCAAAGGGAGAAGGCCGCGCUCACCUGUAACCUGCCUUCGCUCAUCAGGGCAACAUCGGACGACGACCUCCUAUCAACAACGGAUCACGACGGCGAAUUCGGUAGUCAAGACGACCUCAGCGCCGGCGCAGCCUCGCUGCGCUCACAGCGGCUAUUGCAAAGACAGCUAUCCUCCGACGACCCCAUCAUGGUCUAACACCGCGACGCUGUAGAUAUAUAUGGUCAUUGUUACCCAUCGAAAGCGAAAUAACUCCGCUGAUGCUCUGGUGAAUGACUUUGACGUCUCUACAGCACUAGUUUUAUUACAACACAGAUGCAAUAAAACACUACACAUAAUAAAUACAAAAGGUACAUCAAAUCUAUGAAUAUUUAUAUCAGCACUGGUAGCACAUUGGCAGCGAAUGACAAGUUUAAUACUAUACUGAUUUGAAUUAAUGAGCACGACCUGUCAUUUUUUUAACAACAAAUAAUAUUUAAAGAAAUUUAGAGACGUUGAUCGCGUACCAACGGCUUUGUGACUACUAGUGCUGUAUGUGAAAAUGGAAAAUUGUCCUAGAGGAUACCUAUUAUGCCAAAAAUGAUAGAUCUAAUCGUUAAAAACGUAAAUACUGAUAGAUCUAAGCCUGGAUAUACUUCUUGCCAUUAUAAAUUAUAUGCGAGAACCCGGAUGUACUAAAUGAGAUUAUUUUUUAUUAUUAAGGACAUCUAUGAAUUAUGUCACACGCGGUUGUGUAAGCUUGUAGGAGACAAAAAAAAAACCCAAAAUUUUGAGACAGUACUUAUUUGUUGUUCAAAUUUAAAAAAUGUUUAAUUGGAAUGUACAAACACUAAAAGUUCAUUUUCAAAGGACGUAAAUAGCAAAAAGUUUUUAGAUAUUACAGGAGUAUCGUCUUCUCAAAUCUUCUCGUGUGCCUUUAAAAGGUAUAAAAUUGUGACCUAAAUCGUAGAUGGUUCCCGAAGUUAAUCAGUAACAGAUUGUAAUCUUCAGUGCUGUUAUAUUGUCGUACUUAGAGUUAGUAAUGAGCUUAUUCCAUAGUGUACUGAGCCCUCACGCCCCAAGAAAGUACCUAUCGGUCUUUGUGUCCAAAUACUUAAGUGUAUAAUGAAUGAACAAGACCAGGGUUUCACGACGUUUUAUGCUAGAUCAGAUUCCCAAAAUGAUUUAAACGAAUUUUGUUGAUAGUGAUGUUCGAGUCUUAACAGUUCCUCACAUUUAUAUUUUAUUUUGGAAUCGAAUAACAUUACGAUUAGACAAAGAUAUUUUAUUAGAUAGAGAUAUUUUAUGCCAGUUUUCUAACAUCGCUGAUUCUAAGCUGGCGCGUAGUGGAAUGCAGCCUGACCGGUGUUGAAUUGGCGUCGUGAAGUCCGAGCCUUAUUGAUAAAAUAUUUUUCGUACAUGGGAUUUAUAUCACCCACGCACUGACAUUAUAUUUUAUGACAUAUUUUCUCUCUGUACAUAUGUAAAUCUUGUGAUUAUUAUUAGCUGUAUGAUUUCUUUAAGGUUACUGUUUUACUAUGUGUUCCAAGUUGCCUUUUCGUUGACGAAUUGUACACGUUAUAAAAUGACAUGGCGAUUGUGAUUUUUUAUUUUCGACAUAGGUAGUAAGCAUUAAAAGAUUUUAUUGGAGUCACUAAAUUGUUAAUGAAUUGGAUCAUUCCAAAAGCAUUUUAUUAGUAAAAUAAUUACCAUUUUUAUUGAUAAUUUUUGUAUAAUUUUUUCUUACCUAUAAGUUGCGUUUUAAAAAACCUAUUAUACGAUAUUUAAUUAGUGUUUAUUAUCAAAACUUUUCACUAAACAGAAGCAUCAUCCUAUUUACUUCGUAUUUUAUAGUUUGUAAAAUAAUUUAAACCUUGCUUUUUAUGCACCAAUGACUAUUUUUUUUAUUUAUAUAUAUUAUAAGCUCACAACUUUUCCAUAAUACAUGUAAUUACCAUGACACAAAAUUUUAGUUUUCCAUCCGGUUUUCAAUCCGGUUGCCAUACAAUUAAUAUCAAAGCAAUAUUUUAAUAAAACUUUCCUAUAUUUGCUUUCAUAUUCUCAAAGACUGUCUAUUGAUAAGCUAUUGAAUUUAUUGUUAAGUCACAAAUCUUUUUCUCCGCUUUAUAGUUUUUAAUGAUUUACUAUUCAGACAACGAAUAUCUCUGUGAAAUCUUAUUUAAUGACGUUUGUACAGCGCAGAAAGCAGAUUUUUUACAUUUACAGCUCAAUUUAUUUAAGUUCUUGGUUUUUAUCGAACUACAUUUUAUUUACAAAAUAAACGUUAAGCCAGAAAACAAUGUUUGAAUCUCACAAGGAAUGCUAUUGCAAAUAGUGGCUAUUUUUCGUCUAACUUUUUAAAAGAUGAUGUUCCUUUAUUCUUAUGAAAUUAAUAACUUAUUGGGAAAUAAAAUGCGCAUCGAGGUGCCGAACAAAUCCAAUGUCUAUAUCUAUGUACUUAUAGAACACUGUUGACUUCUCUUUCAUUGGGGUUGUGUCGCAGUAUAGGUAGCGACAAAUACCUUGACCAUAGUAGAUACGGAGCGAGUUUGAAUAAAAGUAAACGCAAAUUAUUUUGCAUUGUUCCUGCCGAAAAUUAUUAGGUAAGGCAUUGCGAGCGCGCUCCACAUAGACGAAUUUUAAUUCUGUUAUGGAACUAAUGAAUCAAACUCGAAUGACAUUUUGUACAUACAAUCUAUUAUAGAAACUUAUGUCUAGGGUGUGAUUUGUUAGGUUAGUUGUAAGUAAAGUCUCACAAUUAAAAGGGCUUAAAUAUCUCUUAAUUUUAGGCAACGAAAGUGUCCCAACUUUAAGCUAGUUUUCAAAACAAACUCGUGAGACAAUUACAUGCUACCCCGCGUAUACAGUUUCUGCAAUACAAAUACGAAGAUGCUGAUGAUUUUAUUCGACUCCCCGUAGGCUUAGUCGCAAUAGAGCCACUGAACUCGCUCCUUAUUUAUCUGUCGUCAAGUCAUUUGCCGCAACCAACAAUCUACUGUAUUUUCUGUGCCUUCAAAUAGUUUGCUUUCAGCAGUCCAUGUCUAUGAAAGUUUAGAUGUUACUGUUGUCGUUUACAUAUGUUAGAACCUUAUUAUAUUAUUGUUAGAGUCAAACACAUAAUAUUUAGACUACGAAACGUGUUUUCGAAGUUGUUUUGUAUAGUUACUAUAGUACUAUGUAUACUGUUUCUAUGCCCCAUCAGUAAACAUACUCAUAAUCAUAACUUUAGUUCUAUGUAAAGAGUAAUUGUGCAAUGUGGCUACAUGUAGGAUGUAACGACACUUUAGAAGUGUAUGUAGAUAACCGCGAGUUCCAUUUAAGUACGAUUAUGUAAAUAAUUUAGUUAUACAAUUUUAGCCGAUAUCCCAUAUUGCGUUUAUGUAUUAAGAACGCUUUUAAUCUGUGAGUAGUCCCUAUGUUGACAAUUCCCUUUUGGUGCCUCUAUGUGAAUUUAAAAUUUGUAUUGUUUGUUUUAUAAAAUCUAAACUUGAUUUUCUUUUCUUAAGAUUUAAGAUUUAGUAAAUUCUUGUCGAUGUAGUAAAGGCCAUACAGUCCUAUGCAAAGCUUUUUCUUUGAUCUAUCUUUAUCUAAAGUGGCCUUUUUAUUCUUUUAUCUUCUAUAAAAUAGCAAACUUUUAUAGAUGUGUACUUAAAAUUAUUCUAAAUUCACUGUUAGCGUUGUUUACACGUGUUUAUUUUGAUGACAUAGCCAGUUUUUUACCAUGUCAGUGGAGAGUACUUCUAGUUGAACAUUGUAAGCUUAAGUUAACAUGAUAUUACUGGGAUAUUUCCAAUAUUGUUUGUCAAACUUGUAGUUAUAUUCUCUAAGGACCAACACUAUGUCGUUUACAUUUAUAUUCCUGUAUGUUAUUUGACUGUGAAGUUUCUCCUACAUGUUAAUCAUUAAUGAAUCUUGUAAUAUAUUAAUAACAUGUAUAUUGUUCAACUUAUUUUUAGGACUCCUAUAUUGUGUCAAUAUAA
Hyposmocoma kahamanoa is the source of this 10597-nucleotide messenger RNA. Its product is annotated as unconventional myosin-IXa-like. The record is from RefSeq and is a predicted model, not a curated record. Gene Ontology annotation, biological process: intracellular signal transduction. The coding region runs from base 687 to 6836 and encodes 2049 amino acids. The transcript is spliced from 33 exons. Gene Ontology annotation, molecular function: protein binding; GTPase activator activity; microfilament motor activity. Gene Ontology annotation, cellular component: myosin complex. NCBI's taxonomy places the organism in Eukaryota, Metazoa, Arthropoda, Insecta, Lepidoptera, Cosmopterigidae.